AUGGCGUCUUCUAGAACAUUCUCCCUUUACUCCUCCAUUCCCUCAGCCGACGCCGCCCCCUCAUGUAGAGUCCAUCCGAUCUCGGACGAUCCACCGUCAGCGAGCAAGCAGAAACGUCUCGACUCAUGUUGCGGGUCGUCGCAAACACUCCCAGACGACCCCCCCUCCGCCAGCAAGCAGAAGCACCCGCCGCGCCGCAGGAGCAUCUUGCGCCGGCUAGGCGCCGCCGUGGAUUACGGGAUUAACUACGUCUUUAGCGGGCUCGCGCGGGUGGUGGCGACGCAUCCGAUAGCCGUGCUGGCGCUGACGAUCGGCGUGGGCGUGCUGAUGGCGUGCGGCGUGUUCAAGAUGACCGUUGAGACCAACUUGGAGGAGCUCUACACGCCGCAGGGCAACGUCGCCUUCCAGAACCGGGACUACGUGGAUUCGCUGUACGGCUACGAGGCGCUAGACGUGAAGGUGUUUGUCGUGUCCAAAGGCAACUCCAACCGCACCGUGCUCACCAAACCCGCGCUGCUCGCCCUGCUCGACGUCUACGAGCUCAUAACGAGCGUGAACGCGACGUACAACGGGUCGACGUUCAACUACGGGGAUCCGCGCAUCUGCUACCGGCCGGGCGGGCAGAACACGCCGUGCCAGGUUGUGAGCGUGCUGGACUACUGGGGCUACUCGCGCACGGCCAUUCAGCGCGACAAGGACAUCAUGAAAACCAUCAACAACCCCUUCGUGCUCACGCGGUACGGGCAGCCGGUGCCGCAGGACUGGGUGGUGGGCGUGCAGAGCAAGGACGCGGAGACGGGCGAGAUCGCGGAGGCCAAGGCGUUCCUGCUGACGCUGUUCGUGCAGAACAACAAGGGGUGCUCCGGCAGCAGUUGCAAGGACUACUUGGUUGAGGAAUGGCAGAAGGCCAUCGACGCGCCCGUCCGCGCGUAUUCGAGCGACGUGAUCGACGUGUAUCUGCUCUCUUACUGGGGCCAGCAGGCCGCGAGCGACAGCGCGCUGACGGCGGACGUGAACCUCUACUUCGUCAGCGCGUUUCUCCUGCUCGCGUACAGCCUCUUAAUCCUCUUCCGCCGCCACCCCGUGCACUCGCACUGCUACCUCGCGCUCGUCAACAUCGCGUCCGUCACGCUCGCCGUGCUGGGCUCGUACGGGCUCUGCAGCCUGUUUGGGUUGAAGUUCAGCCUCGUCACGCAGUCGCUCGCGCUGCUGCUGCUCGGGCUGGGCACGGACGACAUGCUCGUGACGAUGGCGGCCCAUGACGAGACGGCGCGCGACUUCCCGAACGCGUCCGUGGUGGAGCGGAUCGUCGCGACGGUGUCGCGCGCGCGGCGCGGCGUGAUCGUCGCGGCGCUGACCAACUUCGUCGCGUUCUGCACGGGCAUCAUCUCCGAGCUCCCCGCGCUGCGCGAUUUCAUGAUCUACGCCGCAGUCGGCGUCGUCCUCGUCUUCAUCUUCCAAUCCACGCUCUACGUCGCGGCGCUCACGCUCGAUCUGCGCAGGCAGCGCGCGAACCGCAUCGACACGCUCUGCUGCCUCGUCAGCUCCGCCGGCCCCACCGACGGCUGCUGCGGCCGGCCGUACGAUCGAAACCUGCCCGGGGUGGAUCAAACUGUCAUAGGGCACUGGCUCCCCGCGCUGAUCCUCCAUCCAAUCGGGAAGAUCGUCGUGGUUUUAGGGACGCUAGGGUUACUCGCGACCGGGAUCUACGGCGCGUUUAACGUGACGCAGAAUUUCAACAUCGACUGGAUGGUUCCCGAAGGCUCGUACGUGCGUGACGUGUACCGAAUCCGAUCGCAGACGUUCCCCCUCGCGUCGGGUCAGGGCGCGCUGCCUGUCUACGUCUACACGACGAACCCUACGGCGAAUUUCACGUCGGUUACCAACACUUCGUCGGGGUCGUCGCGGCCCGAGGCGUGGGUCGCGCCGUCAUCGCCGGUGCCCUUGGACUAUUUUAAUAUGCAGGACGAGCUAGCGGCGCUGGGCGUGCGACUGCAGGCGGACCCGUACGUGUCGUUCUCGCCGCCAGUGCAGUCGUGGUUCGCCAAUUACCUCAUCUGGCUCUCCGCGUCGCCGCACGCGCCAAUGCUCGACGCCAACGGACGUCCCCCCACGCCCGAGCUCUUCUACGCAUGGCUGCACGAGUUCCUGAACUCCGUCGGCCGGCGCUUCCGCCUGGACGUGGUGUUCGACCGGAACAACGGCUCGGUCAUCCUGUCCUCACGCUUCUUCGCCAUGACGCGCGGGCUCAACAACAGCGCGCAGCAGGUGGACGCCAUGAACUCGAUCCGCGCCUCGGCCGCCGCCGCCGCGCCCACCCUCGGCGCCUUCUCCUACACCUUCCCGUUCAUCUUCGUCGAAGGCUACGCCGUGAUUCAACCCGAUACCGUCCUAGCCAUCGCCAUCGCCGGCGCGGUCGUCUUCGGAAUCAUGCUGUUGCUGCUCGCGGAUUUGACGUGCAGUGUGCUGGUGGCGGUGAUGGUAGCGGCGAUAGGGGUGGAGCUGGUGGGGUGCUUGUAUUGGUUCGGGCUGGCGUUUAAUUCGGUGACGUCUAUCACGCUGCUGCUCGCCAUUGGGAUUGCCGUGGAUUACUCGGCCUUCACUGCCUUCUCGUUCCUCUCCCAGGUGGGCACGCGGCAGGACCGGGCUCGGAGGGCGUUGAACCACCUGGGAGUGGCGGUGUUCAACGGGGGCUUCUUCAUGUUCCUCUCCAUCCUCCCCCUCGCCCUCGCCAAGUCCUUUGUCUUCCAAACCUUCUUCAAGAUGUUUUCUAUGAUUGUGGUGCUAGGACUAUGGCACGGCCUGUGCACGCUGCCAGUGCUGCUCUCCCUCUUCGGCCCACCACCAUUCGAGACAUCCCUGGAGGCGCACCAAGUGCAGCUAACCGCAGGAACGUCUUCGGCCCGAGUGGCUGAUGCUGUCAUGCCAGAUGAGCUGCCAGGUGUUUCUUCAGGUGGUUCUGCAUGCAACGGUGCCAUAAUGGUGACUCCGGAGAAGCAAGGUACCGGUGUGUGUGCCACCAUGGCCUCAGCACCUGCUGUUGUGAUGAUGACGACUCUGUAA
This is a messenger RNA of Closterium sp. Yama58-4, 3063 nucleotides long. NCBI's taxonomy places the organism in Eukaryota, Viridiplantae, Streptophyta, Zygnematophyceae, Desmidiales, Closteriaceae. The record is from the annotation of a GenBank genome assembly.